AUGCCACGCGCUCCCGACAAGAACCCCGUGCUUCAAGAGAUCCGCAAGGCCUUCGACCAGCCAAGCCUUCGAAGUCCAAAGCCCCAAGCUCUCAGCUCACUAGAGAUUCGAAACGGCCGGAAGACGAGCCACUGGAUUUGGUGGGUCUGGCCCAGUUUGGACCCAGUGCGGAAGACCUCACGGCCACAGUACUCCCUCCGAAACCUGGCGGAUGUCCAGGCCUUCCUAUCGGAUCCUGGCCUGCGGAAGAACCUCUACGAAAUCACUGAGGUGGCCUUGAACCACCUUCAGAAAGGCGUUCCUGCUGGAACCUUGUUCGGCUCCCGGACCGACGUGGAAAAGUUUGGAGAGACGGCCACCUGCUUCGCGCUGGCAUCGCUGGAGGCGCGUGAUCUGCAGCUGGCGGAGCUGAUGAUGUCUUGUCUGGAAGCGCUUGGGGGUCUGCACAAGGAGACAGUGAAGUACUUGGUCUCUGAAGGCGUGUCCAUCGCUUCACACUCCUCUGAUAUUGACCUGGACUCCCUGCGCGAUGCGCUCGCAAGGUUGCAGGAAACAACCCCCAGUUCCGAUCCAGAGCGCGCCGAAGCUGGCGCCGAAGCUGGCGCCGAAGAAGCCGCUGAGCCAGCUGCAGAGCUCCCCGAAGCUGCAGCCUGA
This is a messenger RNA of Symbiodinium natans, 654 nucleotides long. The record is from the annotation of a GenBank genome assembly. Lineage: Eukaryota; Dinophyceae; Suessiales; Symbiodiniaceae.